UACAAGUAAGAUUAAGUUCAUUGGCAAUACCUACUUUCACUUUUUCAAGUACUAAACUUCUUUACCUUAGAUUUCCAAGUUCUCUGAGAUCUUCCUCCUCUUCCCUUUUGAAGCAUACAUCUAUCGAAAACAACAAUGGCUAUCCGCCUGCCUCGUAUCAUUAACUCUAAGAAGGUUCCCAAGGGCUACUUUGCAGUUUAUGUUGGAGAAAACCAGAAGAGGUUCGUGAUACCGGUGUCGUUCUUAAACCAGCCUUCAUUUCAAGAUUUGCUAGGCAUGUCACAAGAAGAGUUCGGAUAUAGUCAUCCUACUGGUGGUCUCACGAUUCCCUGCAAUGAAGACACCUUUCUCGAAGUUACCUCUCGCUUGUAGUAAUUGUGAGAUGAUUAACACAAAUCAGGUGAUACAAUUUUGUAAAGUAAACAUCACUAAUACAUGUAAACAUUUUUUUCUCCAUCCUUUUUGCCUUGGAGAGCUGAUAUAAGUCUCCCCGGGUGGAGAACUAGAGAUGGUGAUUAGUGUAACACUCCUAUCCAUCAGUAAUGAUAGUUCAAAACACAUCAUUCAAUUGUCA
Messenger RNA from Gossypium arboreum, 574 nucleotides. Its product is annotated as auxin-induced protein 15A-like. Bases 136 to 372 code for a protein of 78 amino acids. The transcript has a single exon. Lineage: Eukaryota; Viridiplantae; Streptophyta; Magnoliopsida; Malvales; Malvaceae. Gene Ontology annotation, biological process: response to auxin. The record is from RefSeq and is a predicted model, not a curated record.